GUCUGCUCCCUUAGACCAUGCCAAAGCUGCAAGCCUGUUAGGGUUUUUGUUUGUUUGUUUUGAGUACUGUGGAUUGAACCCAGGGGCAUUUUACCACUGAACUACAUCCUCACAUCUUUUUAUUUUUUAUUUUGAGACAGGGUCUCACUAAGUUGUUCAGGCUAGCCUCAAAUUUAUGGUCCUCCUAUCUCAGCCUCCCAAAUCAUUGGGAUUACAGGCAUGUGCCACCUCUCCCAGCCUACAAGUCUAUUUUAAUGGGACUAAUUAGUGGUGUUGCAGAUGUUGUCACCUGCAGGCCUGGAUGUACUUCUAAGAAGGAUUCUAAUUCAAUUCAAAGUGCUCACAUUCCAGUGGGUUCAGAACCUGUUUGGCAUGGCAUCUAAUGAGAACUGGAAGGUUUCAAUAACUGUUGGAAGGCCCUAAAGCAGAUUGUAUAGUGGCAUCUGAUGGAUCCAGGGACCUGGGUGGAACCAAGGAAUCCCCAUUCUACUCUCCUCCCACCCACACACCAACAGGGUUCCAUGAAUCAACAAAGCCUGAAAGAAUACCUCAGCUCAUUUUUGAAUCUUGAACCCUUCAUACUCUCUAGCCUGAUAGCUCGUCGUUCUUGGCUAAAAGAAUCUGCCUGGUUUCUGGCCUGAGCCAAGACUGUUGCUAGUAAGUAGAAGUUCCAGGGCUAGGGCAUAAAACACUACAGAGUGGCAGAUCUUUCUGUCUGCCAGGAGACAGUUCUUGCUUCCCCAGCUGGUCUAGGAAUGCUUCAGCCUGUGGCUGAGUGCCUGAAAUGAGAGCACUAGGCUCUGCCUCCCGUGUGGCCCGCCCAGCAUGCAGCAGGGGUAUUGUGCUUUGCAGCUGAUGAUCUUGGCUGAGCAGCUCUCUGGAGGCUGGGGUGAACUGGGUGUCAGGGGCUGGCAUACUGUUAGUAGCAGGAUGUUUGGAGGGUGAGGACAGAUAGUAAGGUAGCAUUACUGUUUGAGAUCUUUCCUCCCCCUUGGGAGAGUCAAGCCAGUGCUACCAAGCCCUUUUUCCUAUUAAAUAAGCAUCCCACCCAUUAGGCAGGAACAGGCUGCUACUGCCAAAACCAAAGAUUCCCUUUUCUGGAGGGUGGAAAGAACCCCCAGGAGGUGACGAGGCCACAAGCCAGUCCCUCCCUAUUCUGCAUUGAAGACUGACACGCAUAACAACACUGGAGCAGUCUGCAGUGGAAAGUUGGAGCUGUGGUAUGUGGCAGGCAAAUGAGGGAGCAGAGAGCUGCUAGGAAGAGUGAGACUCAGAGGACGAGGUGCAGCAUGGCCAGGACACCGCAGUUACUGGCUUAUCUGGUGGUAGCCAUUUGCCUCUUCCCUGGAGCAACAACAACCCAUCACCAUGCAGGGCAGCCUGAGGACAGCGCCAGCGCAGGAGGUGGCCUGCAGGACCCAGAGGCCCCGGAAGUGAUGUUUGAGCUGCUCUGGGCUGGGCUGGAGCUGGAUGUCAUGGGGCAGCUGUACAUCCAGGAUGAAGAACUAGCAUCCACACGUCCAGGUCGCCGACUCAGGCUCCUCCUGCAGCACCGAGUGCCCAGUGACUUGGAGGGUGCUGAGCAGCAGCUGCAGCAAUUCCAGGACCUGCGGAAGGGGCCUCCUCUUAGUCCUUGGGACUUUGAACAUCUGCUCCUCACAGGCCUAUCCUGCGUCUACCGGCUCCAUGCUGCUAGUGAGGCUGAGGAGAGGGGUCGCUGGGCCCAGGUCUUCUCCCUCCUGGCACAGGAAACACUCUGGGACCUAUGUAAGGAUUUCUGCCCACAGGGCCAGUACCCUUGGCUGGGACCCCGGGCCUCCAUCCUUGACCCCUUUCCCUAACCCUUCCCUUUCACCUGUCCUUUUCCCCUCCUAUCAUGCCCUACCCCCACUCCCCCCCCCCAAAAAAAAAAAAAAAAAAAAAAAACCUGAGCUAGACCCAUCCUGGGCAGGGACUCUCAUCUGGCACCUGUUUUUCCUAUUCAGAUUUAUGGGCUGGGCUUGCACCUUGGACCCCCCCCCACAACACCCCAUGCUUACCCCUACCCUUUCUUGUUCCAUGGACCCUGAUAGGGCUAAGAGCCCAGGGCAUGGAAUGGGCAGCAGGCACACAGUUAAGGGCAAGACUUGUGGGCAGUGUGUGUUUAAGGGAUGCUGAAAGGGAAAGUUCAGGUCAGAACUUCCACCCUCCAAGCCCUACCCUGGCAGUCUGUGAGAGGUCCUGUGGAAGCUAAACAAACCUGUACAACCAGCAUCCAGUCCUAGUUUAGAUACUCCUCUCAAGCCUGACCAGGGCUUUAGAGUCCCUUGAACCUGCAAGUUCCCCAUAUGGAUUGGGAGCCCAGGUUGGACCUCCUGAGUUCUGUCCAUUGGAGGAGUGGAGGGAAUCAGGUGGAGGAACAUUAACUUCUUGGAGGAAAGGAAGGCAAAUGUCUUCUGUUCCAUCUCAACAAGCCUCAGAGGAACAUCUCAGAGAAAGGAGUAAGGCUGGGAGAGGACCCACCCACCCAGAGAGACUAGCUGAUGCAGGCUGUGGUAGGUGUAUCCCAGAUUCUGUGUAUCUCUUCUCAUAAAAACUCUGUUCUGGC
Molecule: messenger RNA, 2587 nt
Organism: Sciurus carolinensis (gray squirrel)
Lineage: Eukaryota; Metazoa; Chordata; Mammalia; Rodentia; Sciuridae
Gene: Fam180b
Product: family with sequence similarity 180 member B
Exons: 3
Coding region: 1236-1841 (201 amino acids)
Source: RefSeq, a predicted model, not a curated record